Periconia digitata is the source of this 1514-nucleotide messenger RNA. The record is from the annotation of a GenBank genome assembly. NCBI's taxonomy places the organism in Eukaryota, Fungi, Ascomycota, Dothideomycetes, Pleosporales, Periconiaceae.
UUCGACGUACUUUGUGUAACCAUCCGCUCUAACUAGCUGCUCUUGGGCAGCCAUGCCCGUCGGCUUGGGUAUAUUUUAUAUCUGCUGCUCCUUCACCACCAGCACUCUUCAACGGACAAUAUACACUCUCCCGCUCCAAUUUUCGACCAUAAUCUGUGUCUCUGGUCAUCACUCCAGUCGCAUACAUGGCGCCAUAUCGAGAGACCGUGAAUAAAGACAACAUUCAAGGAUCACUACCUUUCACCGCCAAUCCCGGAACGAUCCCUGGCCCUUUGCGGGAGCGUCUUGCUCAACUGCGUAUGUUUGGUCCACCACCGCCGAAUUUCUCAGUUACGCACCGACCACGCGGCUCCUCGCAAGGUGCAUCAUCUAAAGUGCCAUUCUAUCGAGAUGGUCAUGUGGGAGGAGCGCAGUGGUCUCUCCAUCACCCUCUGUCUCCAGCUGGCCUCUUAACCAAUCCCAACAUUCAGCCUGAGCUUACACGCCCCUCUGCUCCCAGUCCUGGCCAUAAGAAAAGCGCUCCAGGCUGGUUCGAUCCUCCGUUGAUUUAUAAGGCUGGUGAUUGGAGCUGGAUUUCGUACGACACCUGGCAGGCGGCUCUGGCGGAUAACCUCAACUUCAACGGACACCACAACAAAGGCAAUCCAAUCGACGUACGCACAGUGAAUGGCGCAUUCACGAGGAUGAACUCCAGCAUUUACAAGAACGAUAUGCCUUAUCACCCUGGCGAUGAAGACUUGAUGGUGUUUGAGGGUGAGCGCGAGUGUGCCGCCACGUUGCGCUCUGCGAACGUCGACGCGAGUCUGGUCAUAGUAUGUCCUUUGAUAUCGAAAGAUGGGCGUUACUGGGACAGAUGCUGGGAUACAGAAAAUAGACCUCCGAUCAUUGCUAGAUGGUCAACAGGCCCACAGGCACUAUAUCCACCUCUUAUCCUGGGGUGUUUUCCUGGUCCCGAUCCUCGAGACAGAAAAUUAGUAUACUGGUUUUCCCUAAAACCUAAUGUUAAAGAUAACCGCCAUCCGUUCUACUUUAGAUAUCACGGAGCAUUCAAUUUAACAGUGCAAGCUUCAGCGUUUGGCUUCCCUCAACUCAAUGCAUUUGGCCCCUGUGGCGGGAACGUAUUCGUCUGGGCGCUUGUCUUCCUCCAGCGCAACCUAGCUUUUGGACUAGCAAUCUCUGAUGAGGAGAUUCCAUACUGGCUCCAUCAAUUUCUUCAACACCUACUCAAGUACUACCGGACACACAACAAAGUCAGAUUCGUUUACAGGAAUGCUGGGCUUCGGGAGUAUAACCGGCGAUUCAUGCCACGAAUGUCCAUGUACGAACUUACCGGAUUAGUUUUGAACCAUAAUCAUAAUCAUAUCUACGCACAAAGAUGGGACCAGGCAUUCCAAGCCCACCACAACUACAUGAGGCAUCUUAACAAUCAAGGACAACGCCAGAAAACUAAGUAUGAUGAGUUUAAGAGGCUGUUUGAAAUCGCCUCUCACCCCCCCUUUACCUCAGAAAAAUAA